UCCCCUGCUUCUUCUUCUGCCUACACCAGCCCUCGUUGGGCACCUGCACGAUCAGGCAGCGUUCAGUAUGACGCUUGAGGACCCAACACCGGUCAUCGACUUGACGGCCUCACCAGAUGAGCCGGGAUGCCAGCACGGCGGCGGUAGAAAGAAGCGGCAGCCCGUUGACCUGGUAGCGGAGGAGGAGGGUGCCCGGCAGCGCAUCAUGCGCCACGCCCGCCAAGUCAACCAGGAGCGUGGCAUCAACGAUAGGCCGUUGGCGGGAGAGCGGCAAACAUGGGGGGGCGCCAGUUGCACUGCAGCGGCAGCCGCCGCAGGGCUCUGCUCUGCGCUGCCCAAUGAGCCAGCAGCGCCCGCCGCCGGAGCGCCUACCGAACAAGGUGGUGUCAGCAACAAGCUGCUGGCGGCGCUGCAUGCGGAACGCGUGGCCCGCCUCUCCCAGCACCAGGCCCAAGGGCAGCUGCCAACGCAGCGGCGCCACCCGCAGGCAGACCAUGGGACACAGCAGCAGGCACCGCAACAGGCGCCGUUCACCGGCAACCUGGCCGCAGCCCGUUCGCAGCAGGAGCAGCAGCAGCAGCAAGAGCAGCCCGAGCUGUCAAUACUGACUUGGAACGUUUGGUUCAUGGAGGACGUCCACGUUGCCCAACGCAUGGCUGCCAUUGGCGCCAUCAUCCAGGCCAACCAGCCACACUUUGUGUGCCUGCAGGAGGUGACGCCGCUCAUCUACGGGCUUUUCUGCUGUAGCCCCUGGUGGGACAGGUAUACCGCCUCGCCCUGCCCUGCCGGCGUGCAGUACUUCACCGUCCUACUCUGGCACCGCAGCGUGGGCAGCGUGCGGGGGUGCGACCAGCUGCCUUUCUCCAACUCUGUGAUGGGGCGCGACCUCAAGUCUGUGGCCGGCACACUGGGCGGCUGGCCGGUGCGUGUGGCAACCACCCACCUUGAGAGCCCAACGAGUUGGGAUAACACAUUCAGUGCGCAGCGUGUGGCCCAGUGCAAGCAGUCGCUCGCAGUGCUGGACAGGGCGCCCGAGGGCGAUGUGCUGGUGGCGGGAGACAUGAACUGGAACCCUGAUGAUGGCGCGCCGCCCCUUCCCGGCGGGUGGAGCGACGCCUGGCUGCACCUGCACGACGGCGAUCCCGGGUUGACAUACAGUUCCAGGGCGAAUCCCAUGCUGCGAAAGAGCCGGAUUCAUCGUCGGCUGGACAGAGUGUUUGUGAAGCUGCGGCGCUGGCGCCUGCACAGCAUGGAGUUGCUGGGGCAGCAGGCGCUGCCGGGGCUGCAGUUUGAGGGCCGCCCUGUGCUGCCCAGCGACCACUUUGGGCUGCUGCUGCGCCUGGCGCCCAACGAGAGCGCAUAAUCGUAGAAGUUCUGGACAGCCGCCUGCAUGGGUGUGACUGCACUGUAACUCUCGGCUG
Molecule: messenger RNA, 1421 nt
Organism: Chlorella variabilis
Lineage: Eukaryota; Viridiplantae; Chlorophyta; Trebouxiophyceae; Chlorellales; Chlorellaceae
Exons: 5
Coding region: 68-1363 (431 amino acids)
Biological process (GO): double-strand break repair
Cellular component (GO): cytoplasm; PML body
Molecular function (GO): single-stranded DNA binding; 5'-tyrosyl-DNA phosphodiesterase activity
Source: RefSeq, a predicted model, not a curated record